AUGUCGACAGUCGAGAUGGCCGCUGCGGCCGUAGCGCCAGCCUCAGCUACAGUCGACGAGAAAGCCGUCGUGCCUUCCACAAUCGAAGUUCCAAAUCCUGAGGGUCGACCGCCAUGCUUCAAAUCGACGACACAGGAAGUGCUAUUCGUGUUGACGGCAACCAUGGCAAUAGCAAUGGGCGCUUUUUUGAGCGGAGCCGUCUCUGUCAUUUCCGCCUCUGUUGGAAGAGACCUAGGCAUGACCACAGCAGAGAUCACAUGGAUGAGUUCAGCAAACACUCUGGCUGGCGGCGCGUUUCUGCUGUUGUUUGGCAGACUCGCCGACUGCUUUGGACGAAAGUCGUUAUUCGUGGGCUCGCUCUUCAUCUUCGCUGUCUUUUCGCUUGCCGCUGGGUUCUGCAAAACGCCAAUCGCAAUUGAUGUGCUCAAUGGAUUGAUGGGGCUCAUGACAGCAGCAUCUGUACCCCCUGCUCAAGGGCUUUUGGGAACGAUCUACGAAAAACCCUCGCGACGAAAAAAUGCAGCGUUUGCUUGCUUCUCUGCUGGUAAUCCAUUGGGCUUUGUAUUUGGCACCAUCUUUUCUGGAAUUGCUAGUGACAUCUUCAACUGGCGAGCUAGCUUCUUCCUUCUCGCCAUCAUCUAUCUCGUCUUCAGCAUCUUGGCUAUUUUCACAGUACCCAAGGAUACAACACCAAAAGAACCGUUCAACUGGGAGACUUUCCAGAAACUUGACCCAAUCGGAGUGGUCUUGACCAUUGCUGGCGUAGGCAUGUUCUGUGCUGCUCUCUCUUCAGGCGAUACGGCACCUCACGGCUGGAAGACAGGCUACAUCAUUGCUAUGCUGAUCGUUGGCGCCUUGCUGAUUGUCGCCUUUGUCUUUUGGGAACUCUACUACCCACAUCCAUUAGUCCCCAUGUCCAUAUGGCUCGACAAGAACUUCUCACUCCUCAUGGUAGUCUUGCUCCUUGGCAUGAUGUCUUUCUCCGUCGCUGAAUUUUUCCUCGCUCUAUACAUGCAGGAAGUUUGGAGAUGGUCACCCUUGACCACUGCUGUGCAUUUGCUUCCGAUGGCCAUCAUGGGCAUCAUCGUCAAUGUCGUCGCCGCCUUCGUCAUGCACAAAAUCAGUAACAAAGCACUCAUACUCACCGGUUGCUUCGGCUACAUCCUUUCCUUCACUCUCAUCGCCGUCAACACCGCCCAUUCCUCCUACUGGGCCUUCUGCUUCCCAUCCUUGUUGUUUGCUGUCGUAGGCGCAGACCUCGAAUUCAACGUCGCAAACCUCUACGUCGCUAGCUCCAUGCCUAUACACCAACAAUCCAUCGCCGGCAGUAUCGUCCAGACCAUUACUAAACUCUGCCAAUCUGUAAGCUUUGGUAUUGGUACUGCUGUUUUCAAUGCUGUGGGUAAAAGUGCAAAGCCAGGAGGUCGUUGGGAUGUUGCUACCAAGCCUUACUCUGCGGUCUUCUGGUUUGCGGUCGCGGCGAGUGGGGUUUCUGUUGUUUUUGGCAUGUUCUUGACGGUUGGGACGCAGGGAGGUAAGGAGAAAGAGGUUGAAGAUGAAGGUGGUGAGGUGAGGAGUAGAUAG
This is a messenger RNA of Aureobasidium melanogenum CBS 110374, 1584 nucleotides long. RefSeq names its product major facilitator superfamily transporter. Gene Ontology annotation, biological process: transmembrane transport. Gene Ontology annotation, cellular component: membrane. The coding region runs from base 1 to 1584 and encodes 527 amino acids. Gene Ontology annotation, molecular function: transmembrane transporter activity. The record is from RefSeq and is a predicted model, not a curated record. The transcript has a single exon. NCBI's taxonomy places the organism in Eukaryota, Fungi, Ascomycota, Dothideomycetes, Dothideales, Saccotheciaceae.